Annulohypoxylon truncatum is the source of this 859-nucleotide messenger RNA. Its product is annotated as cell wall protein PhiA. The transcript is spliced from 2 exons. The coding region runs from base 169 to 741 and encodes 190 amino acids. NCBI's taxonomy places the organism in Eukaryota, Fungi, Ascomycota, Sordariomycetes, Xylariales, Hypoxylaceae. The record is from RefSeq and is a predicted model, not a curated record.
AUGUAAAAUUGCCACCGACGACGGCCUGAACCUGACAACAUCAUAUGAGUUCUGUAUCCAAGCCGGUGGUUAUAUAUUCGACGUUAUCUCUCGCAGGUUUCAGCUCAUUUCCGUUCAUCAUCCAACUCCCAUCAGUCACCAUCAUCGCACAUAGCCAGCCCGUUCAACAUGUUCUUCAACACCUUCGCCGCCGCAGCCUCGCUCCUCCUUGGAGUGUCAACCGCCUUGCCGCAGGCAACGGAAGGACCUCUUGCGCCUGAUGCCAAGUUCACACUGAUGUCCCUCCGAUCCGGCAGCGAGAUUCACUAUGCCAGCUUCGAAGCCGCCAAGAGCAGCAUCUUCCUGAAGCUGCCCAGCCAGAACGCGUCUUGCGACGCUGGUCCGGCCGAAGCCGCCACGUUCUUCCUCCAAGACGGCGGCCUCUACCUAUACGCCGAAUCCGCCACGCCUCAGCAGCUAUUCGCCGACCGUUCCGGCAUGGGCCAGGGCAAGCUCGGCUACACUACUGGCGCGGAGCCCGCUCCCCAAAACGCGGAGAGAACUGGUUUCCAGCUCGACGCGAACAACGACCUGACUCUGGGUGGUGCUAGCUUCAUUGCCUGCCCCAACAGCAUCGACGGCGCCUGGAGUGUGUGGGUUUCUGCCGGUGUCGAACAGCCCGCCGGCAACUCGGGAUGCGUCGGUAUUUCCGCUCGUGCCGUCAACGCCGCCAACCCGAAUGGAUGCCUCUACACGGCGUAAUGAGUUGGAUGACGGAAUCUAUGCUUUUGUAAUUACGACUUCACCCUGGGCCCCGUACAUGGGGCUGCAUUAACCUUCGAAAUGUUGCUGGCGUCGCGACCAGUCCAUGGAUAUUACC